AUGACUCGCUACUACUCGCUGCUGCCGCUUGCAGCUCUCGUCGCUCUUUUCGACCUCAGAUCACAGGCCAGACCCAUCAACGAUGACUUAUUAGACCAAUACGACUAUAUUAUUGUCGGCGGAGGUGCCAGUGGCCUCACCGUUGCCAACAGGCUGACUGAGGACCCUUCGGUGACGGUUCUCGUGCUCGAGGCUGGCCCCGUCGACCAGGAUGAGGAGUGGAUGCGGGUUCCCUUCUUCGUCGGCAACGAUCCCACGCCCCCGGCCGGCGCCCUUUCCGGUCACCUGCAGUACGACUGGAAUCUGGGAACUGAGGCUCAGACCUACCUCGAUGGAAAGACGAGGCACUACCCUCUCGGCCGCGGUGUCGGUGGAGGAACUUUGAUCAACGGAAUGCUUUGGAACAGGGGCAACAUUGGUGACUACGACGACUGGGCAACCCUGAUCGGCGAUGACGGAUGGAACUGGGAGUCGAUGAUGCCGUACUUCAAGAGGAGCGAAACCUUCUCGGCCGACUACUCUCCCGAGCAAGCCUCGCAGUACCAGAUCCACAGCGAGGACUCGGUACACGGCAUCGCGCAGGGCGGCGUCAACGUCAGCUACCAGGGCCACUUCUACACGGGCACCGAGCACUUCUACAACGGCCUGAACGAGCUCGGCAUCCCGACCGAGGGCGACCCCAACGCCGGCGACACGGCUGGCGCUUCCUUCUUGCCCAUGAGCAUCGACCCGGAGACGAAGCAGCGCGCCGAUGCCCGCAGGGUCCACUACGAUCCCCACGCCUCGCGCGACAACCUCUACAUCUCCAGCGGCCAGUUCGUCACGCGCCUCCUCUGGGACGACAGCUCUGACUGCGGCAAUGGCGCCGACGACGGCGACGACAGCGACGAUGAGGGCGGUUUGUUCGGCGGCGACGUCCCUGGUUCUUUUGCUCCUAAUGGCCCUGACUUCGGCGGCAAUCCUUUCGGUGACAACCCUUUCUCCAGCAAUCCCGGAUCGGACGGCACUGGUGGAUCGUCGUCCACUGGUGGCGACGGCCAGACCAACCCCUCGGACCCGACUAACCCCUUCAGCCCUGUCAGCUCUGGUGUUGAUGGCGUCUCUUCUGGUUCCAAGUCGCACACCAACGGCUCGGCCUCGGGCGCCGGCUCUGGCUCUGCUUCCGGUUCUUCCUCCUCUGGCUCCUCCUCCGGUUCAUCCUCCGGCUCGUCAUCCGGCGGUCUCUUCCCCGGCUUCGGCGGUUCCAGCUCGCCGUUCUCCAACUUCACUGUCCCGACCUGGGCCAACGGCAGCACGCCGUCGAACGAGUCCAGCGUGUCCGGCUCCAUCGGCACGGGCAGGCACUGGGGCUUCAAGCCCAACAGCGUCAGCAGCGUCGAAGGAUCGUCCAGCAGCGGCGUGGGCAUGUUCAACUUCUUCCCCGUCGGCCAACUUUUCGACCUCCUGAAGAGCUCCGCGCCCGCCAACUGGGACCCCAACUCCGGCGUCGAGGUGCACGAGAUCACCACCACCACCUACACCUGCGACUGCAAGGAGUCCACCUGCUCCUCCAAGAAAACGCGCCGCAGCAGCACCAAGAAAAACAAGCGCCAACAGCCCAACCAAAAAUGCCUCCAGCGCGUCCAGGGCGUCGAAUACGCCGCCUCGUCCAACUCCCAACGCCGCACCAUCACCGCCCGCCGCGACGUCAUCCUCGCCGCGGGCGCCGUGCACACGCCGCUCAUCCUCCAGCACUCGGGCAUCGGCGACGCCGACUUCCUCGCCACGCAGGGCAUCGCCACCCGCCUCGACCUGCCCGGCGUCGGCAACAACUACCAGGACCACUACAUGCUGGCCAGCAACAACCACUUCGCCGCCAACGACGACGCCCCCGUCGCCUACGCCGUCGACACGGACGCCAACCGCGCCGCCUUCUUCGACUCCGCAUCCGGCCCCUGGACCGCCGGCCCCCCCAACGGCGUGGCGUUCCCGUCGCUCAAGGACAUGACGGAAAACUUCACCAGCGUCCUCGAAUGGGCGCGCUCGCAAACCACCGGGCAGCACCUGCAGGACGGCCUCGACGCCACCGUCGUCGCGGGCUACGACGCGCAGCACGCGCUGCUCGUCGCCGCGCUGAACGACGCCCGCCGCGGCCAAUUCGAGAUCCUGAAUAGCAAUGCCGGGUCCUUCACGUACUCGCUGAUGAAGCCGCUGUCGCGGGGCCAGAUCCGCAUCCGCAGCGCGGACCCCUUCGACACGCCCGUCAUCGACCCGCGCUACGGCAGCAACCCCGUCGACCUGCAGUACCUGGUCGAGGCGUUCAAGUUCAACCACCGCCUGGUCCAGACGGACGCCCUUGCGCCGCUCAAGCCCGAGGAGAACUACCCCACCGCCGAGCAGGUCGCGGAUGAUGCGAAGCUGCUGGAUUUGAUCAAGGGCGGGCUGUUUACGGAGUACCAUCCGACGGGCACGGCGUCGAUGUUGCCGUUGGAGCAGGGGGGUGUGGUGGAUGCGCGGUUGCGGGUGUAUGGGACGGCGAAUUUGAGGAUCGUGGAUAGUAGUGUUAUGCCGCUUAUCCCCGCCGCGCAUCUGCAGGCGUGCGUGUAUGGGGUUGCGGAGAAGGCGGCGGAUUUGAUUAAGGAGAAUUAG
This is a messenger RNA of Lasiodiplodia theobromae, 2628 nucleotides long. Its product is annotated as Gmc oxidoreductase. The coding region runs from base 1 to 2628 and encodes 875 amino acids. Gene Ontology annotation, molecular function: flavin adenine dinucleotide binding; oxidoreductase activity, acting on CH-OH group of donors. The transcript has 2 exons. Lineage: Eukaryota; Fungi; Ascomycota; Dothideomycetes; Botryosphaeriales; Botryosphaeriaceae. The record is from RefSeq and is a predicted model, not a curated record. Gene Ontology annotation, biological process: secondary metabolite biosynthetic process.